Uranotaenia lowii is the source of this 1733-nucleotide messenger RNA. RefSeq lists its product as uncharacterized. Bases 102 to 1523 code for a protein of 473 amino acids. Gene Ontology annotation, cellular component: nucleus. The record is from RefSeq and is a predicted model, not a curated record. Lineage: Eukaryota; Metazoa; Arthropoda; Insecta; Diptera; Culicidae. The transcript has 5 exons. Gene Ontology annotation, molecular function: zinc ion binding.
UAUUUGUUGUUUGAAUACCGCUUGAAUCAAGUUAAGGCCGCUUUUUUUUACGAAACCGUCCAUUAAGUUGUUUUUCCAGGUUUGAAAAGAGUGCAGUGGAAAUGGGAACGCCGAAUUCACCUAGAGAUCUGCCGCAAUCUGCAAGCAUUGGAAAUUUGUCGUUCGAAGGAAAUAUGGAGCAAUGUCGACUGUGUCUCAGGAUGCUUCCCACUGCUGAGCUCAAGGACAUUUUCUACUCCGAUGCCGAUACCGAAAAGGACAUUCAUCAAGCAGUUCGUGUAAAAGUCACACCAAACGACAUUUCCGUAAAAAUUUGUUCAUGCUGUUAUAAUUUGAUUAAACUGAUCAACGACUUCCGGGAUGUGUGCUGUAAAACGAGCCUGAUGCUCUUGAAAAGUGUGAAAAUUCCUGGCGAAGCCUUCUGGUCCGACGGUCAAAAUAACGAAAGCAUAUCUCACUGUCGGGAGCUGGUCAAACAGUGCCAAAUGGCAGUAGACGAUAUUUUUCAGAACCCUUCUCCUGAUGCUUCCUCCGAAGAAGAAAGGCUCAACAAUUCAAUGCCUGAACCGGAGGUUGUUAAUCCUUUGAACGAGAGUGACAGUGAGCAUUUGAAUUCAGCUCCCACCAUUGUUAAGCAAGAACAGAUAGAAGGUGAAACAACUUUCGAUUUUUUGAACGUUUUAAUCAAAGAGGAAUGUGAGGCGAGCAGUUCGGAAGUUUACGAGAACUGUGAGGUGAGCAAUGCGGACGAUAUCGACAACUGUGAGGUGAGCAAUGCGGAAGAUAACGAGAAAUGUGAGGCGAGCAAUGCGGAAGAUAACGAGAAAUGUGAGGCGAGCAAUUCGGAAGAUCACGAGAAACGUGAAUCUUUGCCACUUCCCGAACGCUCUCGAAGAAGAAAAAGAAAGAAUGAUGAUUCGACUAAUCAGGUAAAGGCGAAUCAGGAAAUGACGAGUCAGGAAAUGAAGAGUCAGGAAGAGACGAGUCAGGAAGAGACGAAUCAGGAAAUGACGGAUCAGGAAAUGGAAACCAAGCAGCAGAAACUUCCGAAGAAAUCGACGACAGGAGAUGAGGAAUUCUUGAAAGUUUUCAAUAAAAUCCAUGUUAAAGAUUGCAAAAUAGUGACAUCUAGUCGUGGAGGAUAUAAGUUGGUGGAAAACGGGCACCUCUACAAUCUAUUAACAAAGACUGAAACUACUUGGAUUUGGGAUUGUGAACGAAGAAGGAUGUCAAAUAAAUCUGAACGAUGCAGAGCAAAGGCAAAAACGAUGAUCCAGGGUAGAAAACCAUCGCUGCAAACGCAGGGCGAACAUAAUCAUGAACCGGAUCCGGUCAAGGUGGAACUAACUAAGUUUCGCAGUGCCUUGAGGGAAAAGUCGAAAGACAUUUCCGAGCAACCCGAUAAUAUCAUUCAACUGUGUGCUGCCGAAGCGCCGCCUGAGAUACGAUCGACGAUUUCCAAAUACGCGCAGAAAAGAAUCGUUCAACGCCAGCUUAAAAAAAGAAUCCCGGAAAAAACAUAAGUUACGUUCAGGUGGAAUAAAUUUUUUUUGAACCAUCCAACGGAUGAUCACUCCUAUUAAAGUGCAUGGAGUUAACACGUACAUAUACACAUGCGUAUACAUUUACACAAACACACGGAGAGAAGUGCGUUUACCUGUUGAAUAUAAGUGUUUCGUGAAUAAUUCUCUCGCUUCAUGUACUUUCAUUAACUUUGAUCCGAAUGACAUUUG